This is a messenger RNA of Gloeophyllum trabeum ATCC 11539, 825 nucleotides long. RefSeq lists its product as uncharacterized. The record is from RefSeq and is a predicted model, not a curated record. The transcript has 8 exons. Bases 1 to 825 code for a protein of 274 amino acids. NCBI's taxonomy places the organism in Eukaryota, Fungi, Basidiomycota, Agaricomycetes, Gloeophyllales, Gloeophyllaceae.
AUGGAAGUCCUCGAGGUAGGCCCUCGUUCCUGUGCCAUCAAUCGCGGAAUCCCCGCUGUACUCAGCGAACGCCCAGACAAGCUUCUGCGGAGCUGUGCAAAAGGCAUGUGCGUGGUGGGAUACUCGCUUCUGCAAAAGCAGCAGGAGAUCCGGCACCGUGCCGACCCGUGGCAGGCUGGAUCUGCCGGUGACCGCAGUCCAGCUCGCGCGGUCUCCGCGUUAACUCAGCGAGGCAUCUCCGAUUCGAUCCUAACUAUGUCCGCACGGCCUCAUACCAAAGUUCAAUGGAAGGCCACUCUGAAGCGCCUGGGCGGAGAAGUCGUUGAAAUAUGCCUGUUGAGGGCGGCAUCUUCCACUGAUGCAGCGGCACGGUCUAUGGCUCAAGUCAAAGACACGUUGCAAGAUCCGCAUGAAUCCUGGGCGCCCAUUUACAUCGGGUUUUUCAUUCCUCUGGUCAUCGCCCAUGCAGUACAUGAAACGUUAUCGAACGCGUCAUGGGCGUUCGGUGCUUUCCCUUUGCCUGAUUCGCAUCGGAGAAUCGAGAGCGGGCGGCCGAGUACAGCUACUUCGUCACCUAGCCCUCCUCGUGGUGACUGGCGCUGGAAGUCAUCGGGCAACUCGUGCAAGACAACCAGUUUUCUGUCCGACUUCGUGGCCAUUCUCUCGGGUACGAGUCGUGGUUACUGGCACGGUCGAAUGGGAGAGGUACUAGUUCCACUAUGGGUCCUCCGGAGUGCUGUUGGGCCGAGCCCGACGGGCGGACGGAUGCAUGUCACCAAUCCAAUCCGCCCGUCUCUCGUGCACUUUGUCAACAACGAAGAGUAA